Messenger RNA from Malaya genurostris, 4669 nucleotides. RefSeq names its product cytosolic carboxypeptidase Nna1-like. Gene Ontology annotation, molecular function: zinc ion binding; metallocarboxypeptidase activity. The coding region runs from base 579 to 4535 and encodes 1318 amino acids. The transcript is spliced from 17 exons. Lineage: Eukaryota; Metazoa; Arthropoda; Insecta; Diptera; Culicidae. Gene Ontology annotation, biological process: proteolysis. The record is from RefSeq and is a predicted model, not a curated record.
ACAGUUAAUUCCAAUUAAUUAUGGAAAUUAGCAACAGCAGAUAAUCGUGACCGGUACUGACACCGAUCCGAAUUAUUCGUUGAGUUAGAGUGAAAGGAAGGCAGUGAGAACAGUAGCGGAAAAGUGCAACGGGAAAUUGCGCAGAUAAGACGGUGAAAAAGCACGCGAUUAUUGUCUAACGAAGCUGGCGGCUGCCACGCGGGGCGGAAGUGUUUUUGCUCCCCAUCCCAAAGGACAAUGUUAUGCUAGUGUUACAGACGCCCGGAUCCUUUGUUAUUCCGGUUUGGGACUCAAGACGAGAAAAAGGGAAAUUUAAUUUGAAAUUCAAAUAUUGAUGCUCCUGUCCGGAGCUGCCGUAGCUGGGUUCCGGAGAGAGUUUUUGUCAAAUCAACUGAACUGGAAAACGAAAGGCGAAACCGAACCGGUUUCUCCGAGGAGCUGAGAAAACGGUGCACCACCGCACGGAUGCUGCAGCGAUUUUGCUGACUUGUCCGAAAUCCGACACAACGGAACUGACGGGUGAUUCGAGCCGCGAUCCUUCCUGUCCCCGCUUCAGUCCCCCUCAUCACGGCUACAAGAUGAUGGACGCUCCGGUGAAUUUCAAUGAGGCCGGCUAUCUCGGAAGCUUCCUGUCCAACAGUCUGAAAACCAACCAGCUGGAGGUCAACACCGAUUCGAAGACGCUCCGGCCGAUAGCGCGCCUGAAGGAACCGCGGGAGCUCUUCGCACUGCCUAAGGAACGGGACUAUGACUGCCCCCAGCAAGCCCCCAGAUGGCCGCUCGAGUGUCAGGUCCUUGAUGAACGCGUUUACCACAUAAACUAUGCCCCCGAAUCACCGGAACCGUACUAUCAGCCCACGGGGAAGGAGUUGCAGCCUCGCCCCGUGGGGGAAGAAAACGGAGUGAUCGUUUUCAACUACAAUCCAACCAGUGCUGUUCAUUAUGAUCAGUACCGCUAUAGCCCCGUUUUGGAUCUGGACGAUGACUCGCAGUGGCGAUACUACGGCUACGAAAACGAUACCGACGAGGACUCUUCGUCCGGUGCCGAGUACGAUGACAGCUGUCUUCGUUACGAACCCAGCGAGUAUGACGACGGUAUGACGCGUGAGGAAAUUAACGACGAGUCGGAAAUCUUCACUCGCAAACAAUUGGAGCAGCUAGCUUUAAAUCAGAUCCAGUCGGAACUUCCCGUCAAACCAGAGGACUUAACCGGUUGUUCAUCUUCCUCGGCAAGUCCCGCUCAGGACAAGAAAUCAUCAGUAGUUCCGCAGCAUCUAGCGACUAGCCGAAGUGACCAAAGUUUCUACGCUAGCGAACCGGAGUCCGACAACGACUCGGAAGGCGAACAGAGCAAACACGACGGGAUUGACGAACCACCACCACUCCUCCUCACAUCCACGAUCACCAACCACACCCAAGACGCCGACGACAACCCGAACCCGAACAACAAGCACACUCUCCCGUCAACCGAUAGCUCACCGAGUCCUACCGUUCCUCCCGUUCCGCAGUUUACCCGUUCGACGGUGGGUGGCUCGAAGGCCCAACCGACGGCGCACCCGAAUGCGUUCGAUCCGGACGAUCUGAUCUUCGAGUCGCGCUUCGAAAGCGGCAACCUCGGCCGGGCUAUCAAGAUUACGCCGACCUACUACGAGCUGUACCUCCGGCCGGACAUGUACACCAACCGGCACACGCAGUGGUUCUACUUCCGGGUGAAGAACACCAAGGCGAAGGUCGUCUACAGGUUUUCGAUAAUAAACCUGACGAAACCGGACAGUCUGUACAAAGAGGGCAUGCGACCGUUACUGUACUCCACGCUGGACGCCGAGUACAACCACGUUGGUUGGCAGCGGUGUGGCGAGAAUAUCGCUUACUUCCGGAACGACAGUGACAACGGUUACGGCCACAGUGGCUACCACCACCGGAUGAUGGACGACGACGAUGACGACUACAUGGGUAACAGUUCGUUCACACUGUCGUUCAACAUCGAGUUCAAGUAUGACGACGAUACGGUUUACUUUGCGCACAGCUACCCGUACACUUACUCCGAUCUGCAGGAUUACCUGAUGAGCAUCCAGCGAAAUCCGGUCAAGUCCAAGUUCUGUAAGUUGCGGCUGCUGUGCCGUUCACUGGCCGGGAACAACGUCUACUAUCUGACCGUGACGGCACCGACCACCCACGAAGACGACAAUCAGAAGAAAAAGAAAGCGGUAAUCAUCACUGCACGUGUUCAUCCAGGCGAAAGCCCUGCCUCGUGGAUGAUGAAAGGUCUCAUGGACUUCAUUACCGGUGAUUCAUAUGUGGCGAAGAAACUUCGCCACAAGUUUAUCUUUAAGCUAGUACCGAUGCUCAAUCCGGACGGGGUCAUCGUGGGGAACACUCGUAGUUCUCUGACCGGUCGUGAUCUCAACCGACAGUACCGAACUGUGAUCCGGGAGACGUAUCCAUCGAUCUGGAACACGAAAGCCAUGAUAAGAAGACUGAUGGAGGACUGUGGCGUGGCGAUGUACUGUGACAUGCACGCUCACUCUCGUAAGCACAAUGUGUUCAUCUACGGCUGUGAAAAUCUCAAACGCCAUCCGGAUCGGCGACUGCUGGAGCAAGUCUUUCCUCUGAUGCUACAUAAAAAUGUGGCCGAUAAGUUUUCCUUUGAAAAUUGCAAGUUUAAGGUGCAGAAAAAUAAGGAAGGAACUGGUCGAAUUGUGGUUUGGGUACUGGGCGUUACCAACAGCUACACCCUGGAGGCUUCGUUCGGAGGAAGUACGAUGGGCGGUCGUUCCGGGACGCACUUCUCCACGGCGGACUACGAACACAUCGGCCGGGCGUACUGCGAAACGCUGAUGGACUACUAUGACGACAAUCCGAUCAAAGAGAAGCUUCGGAUGAAGAUUCUGACUCGGCUAUCGAAAGAGGGUUCUAGCGCGGAUGAACCAUUGAAUAUUCCAUUAUCGGACUACUCCAGUGAUGAGGGCGAUACGAGCACUAGCAGUUCAGAAGACGAAGCUGGCAAGGACAGCAUGGCUGAACUGGAAGGACCUUGCUGUUCAUCUCUGAAGGUGCCACCAUCGUCUCCGGUGUUGCCUCAGAAGCUUAAAGGAAACAAAAAGGGUAAGAAACGCAAUCCACCCAAACUCUGUCGGCGCCGGACGAACAAUUCACAGCGAGUUGUGCUGGAUAUUCCGACGGCUGAACCGGCCAGUGAUUUCUUCGAUUUCACGUCCGAUGAAGAAAAUAAUCCUUCAGGAAAUCAUCCGAUUGCCGUGUCCGAUACGGAAAACACCGUCAAUCGAAACUUACGGCGCAAGCACAAACUACGACAGUCAAAUCGAAUCAAAAAGUUAACCGCACUUGGCUGCGAAACGCAAUACCUGAUGCCACCGGAGUUGAUCGUCCGUUCGGCCGCUAGCCGAUAUCAGUCGGAGGACGAAGAUGACAAGAACAAACUGGUGAUGAGUAUUAUCAAAGAGUUUCCACCGGUGAUUGGUAAGGAUCAAUCGUGGCGAGGCUACAAGCGGGAAAGAAACCGCAUUCAAAUAAAAGCGAUGAGUCCUGAUCAAUUCUUCCCACAACUGUCGUACCGACGUUCGAUUUGGACCGGUACCCAUUCCGACGGGUACGUCAAUGAAAUAUCGACCAUCAGCCCUCGUCCGCUUUCCUGGGGUGUCCCUCCGGCACUGAUCAAAUCUACACAAUUCGAUUGUGAAGCUGUACUGACCGCUUGCUCACAGAAACUAACAGCCUGGAAGAACGAAAAGCGUCACCAGAAGGAACGGCACCAGAAAAGUAUAUCACGUUUGGCAGCCGUUGCUGCCACUUCGGUAAAUUCCCGUGGGGACAAGGAAAACCGCUCGGCUGCUUCCAGAUUCAAACUGUCAAACCCGAAUGAACAGCUCGGCAGCAAACAGAAACUUAUGGCUGAUAAAAAAUCCGGAGAAAGCUUUGAUAGCAGCAGUAUAACCAAGACCCGAAGGAAAACUAGGAACACUCUUAACAAAAUUGCCGAAAAAGCCGAAAUUCCUAAACAUUUUCCUCGCAGCGCUCGUUCCAGUCAAUCACGCCGUCUGUCGAACGUCACCACCUUCCUCUCGAAUUCCUCUCCUCGAAAGUCCACCAGCACCAACAAUCUGCUGGAUGCUUCCACCGUAACAACACCGCCAAUCCCGACCGGGACAUCACUGCUGGUCGCUAGCCAAUCGCUUCGAACGCCCACCCAUCAGGACGGUGCCGGACGGUCCAGGUUUAAAACCGGUGGCAUUGUCGUCACUGCUGCUCAGCCACUUCCGCGGCAGCGAAAGUCACAUCAGCUACGGGCCAUUCGGAACUCGAUUCUUCCCGCACAAGCCGGAAACAGUGGCUCGUCACCUACCAAACUGCCAACCGCGACCGCACACACAAUCGAUCUACAGCUGACCACACUCUGCUCCGAGACCGAGUCGGAAAAGAAUCUCCGCAUUCAGGUUAAUUCUAAAAAACACAGGAAAAAACGAACGGUGGGGAAUCAUCACCGUAAGCCCGCCCGGCUGGUGGUUCUGAACUGAGCCGCACUCAUCGUUUUAGAACUCAGGCUCAUUUAUCUACUAUAGAAUAAUUUAAGUUUUUGAGUGAAAAAUGUUACUUACAAAAAAAGAUGAAAUUUGUUCUAAAUUAUGCAUGUGUGAGAAAAGCAAAUAAA